CCAGACCAUUGCCAAUACCUAUCAUGAGUCUGCAGAAACAACGCUCACACCUCCAAUUUCCAGUGCUUCUGAUCCGUGUGGGGCUCCUUACGAUUUCUGCUCCAGGGUAUAUCGGCUUCGUCAAGCCCUAUAACAUCGUCAACAUGUGCGAUCUGCAGCAACCGAUGAGGCUUUCGCUCAUGAAGCAGGUCGACAUGCACUCCUAGCAGUGACAGCAGCCAUACACAGCGACAUUUUUCCUCAAUCACUGUCGGUGUGUCGCCUGUGUGUGUGACCAGUGAGUAGAGCGCUGUCUGAUCCAUUGAAGUAGACGAUGCUCUCGUUGUACAGCCGAUAAGCCUCUCUCAAGGUAUCCAGCUCCUCCAGAGGCAUCAAGCGCUCCACCUCAGCCUCCAAGUGAUGCAGCAGAUGGCCCAUGUCCACUGGAUUUGCGAGGACUUGACGGAAUAGCGAUUCUUUGUGAGCGCGCAGGCUGUCGUCAGCCUUCUGGUAGGCCGUGCGAAUGCGGUCGACCUCGUAUGUCUCAACGCACGUGUUGAGUCGCUCGGCGAGACUCCUUUGGCUGGCGGCAAACGCCUUGCGGAACUCGCGUUGUUUGUGGAGGUCCACGAUAGCGAGGUUCAUCACACCUUGCUGCCCCAUGUGGUUGUCCACUGUUGCACGAGCGAUGCUCUCGGCGUAGUCCAAAGGCGUGGUCGGCUUGCCGUCACGUGUUGUUGGUCUCAGAGAACGCCAAUCCCAACCAGCGCCGCUAACGAGGGUCUCGCUGCCUACACGGCAGCACAACGAAAGACGCACGAUACGUAAAGAAGCAGAGCGGCUUCGCUCCUGUGCGUGUCGUCUGUUACCGAGGAAGCAGUGCCCAUGUGAGGACAGUGCGGAGAUGACCUCGUAUGAGCUCAUCAGGCACGCAUCGAAUGAGAGCAAGUCAAAGCGAAAGCCAUCAGGCAUGCCCGCAUCAUUGAUUCCUCCCUACAGGAAAAAGACAAGAAAUUGAGUGGUCAGGGCCGUUUGAUUCGAUGUCUUUCUGCUUACCCUGAUGGCCUGCUCGAGAGAGAAGUGAGCCAUCAGGGAUCCCGAUUGACCGCUCUGAGAGUCGCCGCCAAACCUGCCCAGAAACACCAUGCAGCCCACCGAAGGAUGACGCUCUGCAACCUCAUGUGUGACAAUUCAUUCAUUCGGAAUGCGCGUACUCAGUCUGUACAUACAUAGACCAGCCAGCCCAUUUAUGGCUUGAUAAUGCAUCCAUGUGAUGUACACCGAUGUCAAGCCAAUGGUUGAGCGGA
This is a messenger RNA of Vitrella brassicaformis, 1286 nucleotides long. Lineage: Eukaryota; Vitrellaceae. The record is from the annotation of a GenBank genome assembly.